Molecule: messenger RNA, 2766 nt
Organism: Cryptosporidium muris RN66
Lineage: Eukaryota; Apicomplexa; Conoidasida; Eucoccidiorida; Cryptosporidiidae
Product: sodium/hydrogen exchanger family protein
Exons: 1
Coding region: 1-2766 (921 amino acids)
Biological process (GO): proton transmembrane transport
Cellular component (GO): membrane
Molecular function (GO): sodium:proton antiporter activity
Source: RefSeq, a predicted model, not a curated record
AUGUUAAGCUCAGAUAUGAUUAGUGAAAUAUUAUCUCAAUACUCUGGAGGAGUUCCCAUUUUGGUUGGAUUUGUGAGUACCUGUUUAUUAGGUUCUGCCCUAUUAGAAUGGAUACUUUCAGUGGUAUUUGUACGUCAACCUCCCACUACUGUUGCAUUAUUUUGUUAUGGAAUGUUUCUUAGCUAUAUUUGUGAAUCAUUCUCAUUAGGUACCUUGGCUGAAGGAGUACGUAUAGUAGAGCGUACAGAUCCAAAUGUAAUUUUUUAUGUACUACUACCAAUAUUCUUAUAUGAAUCUUCUGCAACUCUUAAUUUUCAUGUUUUUCGGCGUAAUCUUCCUUCUUCACUUCUAUUAGCAGGGCCUGGAGCUAUUAUGACGAUGAUUUUAUUGGCUAUGGCAGUUCGCCUCAUAUCACGCUUAGAUUGGAUUGUAUGUUUUUUAAUUAGCUCAGUUUUAUCAGCAACAGAUCCUGUAGCUGUUAUUGCAUCUUUGCACCAAUUAAAUGCACCAGAAAAGUUGGCAUCUGUUGUUGAUGGUGAAUCUUUAUUGAAUGAUGGUGCAGCUGUAGUAUUUUUUGAAGUUUUCCGUACUAUAAUGACAUCAGGUGGGUUAUCAUUUAGUCAUUCACUUUGGACAUUUAUUAGAUUAGCUAUGGGAGGUCCAUUUGUUGGAUUUGUAGUUGGUUUUUUGAUUUCUGUUUGGUUAAGAGCUGCUCAAGCAUUAGGAGGUGUCCAAAUAAUUGGUGUUACAGCUUCUGUAUAUUUUGUAUUUUUUAUAGCUGAUGAAUUACAUACUUCUGGCGUAUUAGCAACUGUAUCUUUUGGUCUAUUUAUCUCAGCAUGGGCUCCUACAUGUUUUAGACCUAAGAUCCAAGAAUCACAUUUACAUUUUGUAAAGAUAUUUGCUCAUUUGGCAAAUCAUUUAAUAUUUGUACUUUCAGGAGUAGUAAGUAUGCGUAUAUUUCGACCUUUUUGGUCUGAUGGACGUAUUUGGAUUAAUUUAAUAUUAGUUUAUAUUGCAAUGAAUGCUGUUAGAGGUGUGAUGGUAGGAGUAUUAUCACCUUUUUUACGUAGAGUUGGUUCUGAUAUAUCUUUUAAAGAAGCUGUAAUUCUAAUAUAUGGAGGUUUACGUGGAGGUGUUUCUAUGGCAUUGGCAAUGGUAUUUGAGGGUGAUUCAGGAGUGGCAUUAAAUACAAGAGCUGAAGUUGCAUUUUAUAUUGCAGGAGCAGUUUCAUUAUCUUUAUUAGUAAAUGGAACAACUGUAGAAACACUUUAUAGAAGACUCAAAAUAUAUGCAGUUCAGAAUUUCCGCAGAGCAUUUCUUUUAAAAGUCAUGGAAAGUAUAGAUGAUGAAUAUGUUAAAGCAGUUGAAGAACUUAAAUUCCAUUGGUUCUUUGAGCACCAUCCAUAUGUUUUAGAUGCGGCAAAUCUCUUGGUUCCAAAAUUAAAAGAUGGUUAUUUAGACUUUUAUGGGGAUUUCCAUAUUCUCCUUACUCCCCCAGCUCAUGUAUUUGCAAGAUUAAAUGUAAAGGGAAUUGAUUCACUAUCUACUGAACCAAAAAAGAUUAGAGCAAAUCAAUCUGCUAUUGAAGACCUUGAAACAGGGAAUUAUAAUAAUGAAUUUAUGAAUAUAGGUAGUAUGGGGGCAAGCUUAGGACGUGAAAGAUCUAGGUCAGCUCUUGUUGGAGUAGAUGGACUUGAUAUUGAUCAACGUUGUUGGAAUAUUAUUGCAACCUCUGUUAAAAUGGCAAAAAGUCAACCAUCAGUAACAUCUAGUGCUAGAGGAAGUGCUAUGCUGAUAAUGGAUGAAGAUGAAACAGAAUUGAUCUCAGAUACAACAAAUCAAAAAAAUAAUAUUAAUACUACAGAUAAUCUCACUAAUUUAGAUCAUCACUCAAAUGGUAAUUCAGAUUUAUCUAGAGGCCCCUCAUUGGGAGUUAAAGAGGAACGCUCACAUUCAGAAUCAACCCCACUAUUAAAAGAUGAAGAUGAAAAACAGUCUGUUUCAUUACAAAUAAAACGACAUACAUAUGAUGAGACAUCUGUAUUAGUUUCUACUGAAGAAACUCAGCAUGUAUGUGAUACCAAGGGAAGAAGUCCUACUUUUGCUCCUUUAUUAAUGGCAACAGGUUCUUUACAUACAUUUGCUGAACAAGAAUUACUUGUAUGUAAUAUGGUCUUUAAUACUUGUUGGCAAAGUUAUGAUCUUAUGUUUCGUAAGCAUAUCAUAUCUGGAACAUCACUUUUAACAUUAAAGAAAGCUAUUAAUAAAGCCAAUCAUACUACUGCAGAAGAACCUACAAAUGCUUUUACUGCUGAAUGGGAAUCAAUUAGAAAUGAUCUUGGAACUACAAAGCCAUCUAAUGCCAUAUUUAAUAUGUGGAAAUCUGAUUUUGAACGUAUUUUACAUGAUAUGGAGGUACUAUUUGCUUUUAUUAAUGCGAAUAUGGAUUUAAUGAAAGCUGGAGGCUUUGAAGUUGAAUGUUUGUUAGGUGCUUCACUUCUGGAUUCAUACAAAAGACGAAUGGUUCAAGCAAAGCAAGAACUCUCCCGAUUACGUGAUCAUUAUUUUAAUCAUUAUAUUAUGGGUCUUACUAUUAUAGCUACUAACAUGUCGCUCAAUGUAAAGGAACUCAUUGUAUCUGUUGAGAUGGAUAGAGGGAUUCUUUUAGAGGAGGAUGAAGAAAAAAUUAUUGAUGUCCUUGAGCAGCAAAGACUUGCUUUAGAUGCUUUUAUCUCACAGGGGGCUGAAAUUCAAUCAAUGUAA